This is a messenger RNA of Egretta garzetta (little egret), 1231 nucleotides long. RefSeq names its product ADP ribosylation factor interacting protein 2 (gene ARFIP2). Gene Ontology annotation, biological process: regulation of Arp2/3 complex-mediated actin nucleation; intracellular protein transport. The coding region runs from base 16 to 1155 and encodes 379 amino acids. Gene Ontology annotation, molecular function: phospholipid binding; protein domain specific binding. Lineage: Eukaryota; Metazoa; Chordata; Aves; Pelecaniformes; Ardeidae. The transcript is spliced from 8 exons. The record is from RefSeq and is a predicted model, not a curated record. Gene Ontology annotation, cellular component: trans-Golgi network membrane.
UUGCAGGCCCUGAGGAUGUCAGACGGGAUCAUGAGCAAGGCUGCCACCAUGGAGAUCCCCAUCAGCAGCAACGGGGACACGGGCAGCCUGCCAGAGGACGACGGCUUGGAGCAGGACCUGCAGCAGGUGAUGGUGUCGGGGCCCAACCUCAAUGAAACCAGCAUCGUCUCUGGCGGCUACGGGGGCACAGCUGAAGGCAUCAUCCCCACCAGCACCAUCAAAGCCCCUCCAUUUCCAGGCUGUCUUGUCCAACCUCACCCACCCCGAGGACCAUCCGUCUCCCCCAGCGCAUCUGCCGCCAGCAGGAUGGCCAACCAGGCUGGCACUUCAGCAGGCUCCGGGCUGCACCAGCCCCACCCCAGCCCUGCUGUCGGAGGAGAGGAAGUUGUCCGCGGCAUCGCCGUGGAGAAGUUUGACAUUGUCAAGAAAUGGGGUAUCAACACCUACAAGGUGAGCUGCUUCCCGGGACGGUUCGGCCGGGGCUCCCGCACCGUGGACCUGGAGCUGGAGACGCAGAUUGAGCUGCUCCGGGAGACAAAGCGCAAGUACGAGUGUGUGCUGCAGCUGGCGCGGGCUUUCACCAACCACUUCUACAGCCUGGUGCAGACGCAGCACGCCCUGGGCGAUGCCUUUGCGGACCUCAGCCAGAAGUCUCCUGAGCUGCAGGAGGAGUUUGGUUACAACGCGGAGACGCAGAAACUGCUUUGCAAGAAUGGAGAGACACUACUGGGAGCUGUCAACUUCUUUGUCUCCAGCAUCAACACGCUGGUGAACAAGACCAUGGAGGACACGCUCAUGACGGUCAAGCAGUACGAGACAGCCAGGCUGGAGUAUGAUGCGUACCGCACAGACCUGGAGGAGCUGAGCAUGGGCCCUCGGGAUGCCAGCACCCUGUGCCGGCUGGACGCAGCCCAGAACCAGUUCCAGAGCCACAAGGACAAGUACGAAAAGCUGCGUGCUGAUGUGGCCAUCAAGCUCAAAUUCUUGGAGGAGAACAAGAUCAAGGUGAUGCACAAGCAGCUACUGCUCUUCCACAACGCCAUCUCUGCCUACUUCGCUGGGAACCAGCAGCAGCUGGAGCAGACCCUCAAGCAGUUCAACAUCAAGCUGAAGACCCCCGGUGCUGAGAAGCCCUCCUGGCUGGAGGAGCAGUGAGAUGCCCCCCGUGCGCUGUGGCCGGGGGCACCAUGGACCUGAAUUCUGGCUGGUGGCGCGGGGCCUGGCCGCGUGC